Scaptodrosophila lebanonensis is the source of this 1695-nucleotide messenger RNA. It is a transcript of the gene Rad23, whose product is annotated as UV excision repair protein RAD23 homolog B. Gene Ontology annotation, biological process: proteasome-mediated ubiquitin-dependent protein catabolic process; nucleotide-excision repair. Bases 124 to 1482 code for a protein of 452 amino acids. The record is from RefSeq and is a predicted model, not a curated record. The transcript is spliced from 6 exons. Gene Ontology annotation, cellular component: nucleoplasm; cytosol. Gene Ontology annotation, molecular function: proteasome binding; ubiquitin binding; damaged DNA binding. NCBI's taxonomy places the organism in Eukaryota, Metazoa, Arthropoda, Insecta, Diptera, Drosophilidae.
AUCGCACAUCGCUAAUUUGCAAAAUAGCUUUCUCAUCCUGGAAAGGUUUUGCCUAUCUAAAAAUAAUUCAUAGUUCAUAGAAAUCAUCUCCAAACUUAAGGAGAUCCAGCAUAAGAAUACAACAUGAUUAUCACCGUGAAAAAUUUGCAGCAACAAACUUUUACCAUUGAUUUUGACCCGGAAAAAACAGUUUUGGAACUAAAAAAACAAAUAUACAAUGAACGCGGCGUGGAAUACAUAGUCGAGAAACAAAAAUUGAUUUACGCUGGCGUCAUUCUGACAGAUGACCGCACCAUAAAUUCAUACAAAGUUGAUGAGAAGAAAUUUAUUGUGGUAAUGCUGACACGUGACAUCAGCGGCGGUGGCAACAACAGCACAGCUAGUGGAUCGAGUGCUCCACAGCAGAAACAAAUUGACGAGGAUGCCGGAAAGAAGUCGACAGAAAUUCCUGUCACAACCACAGAUAACCCGCAGACAGACAAGAAGCCUGACACUAAGGAAGGAGAGCCGUUGGCAGAGCGAAAGACUAGUGACAAGACAAGUGAAGCUCAAGCGUCGAGUGCCGAAGCUUCUGCUCCUGCUGUAGGAGAUGACGCUGCCCAGAGACCAUAUUCGAGCAACGAUUUAGUCGGCGAAUUGGCCAAUGCCUCUUUGCAAUCUCGUCCCGAGUCCAAUUUGCUAGUGGGCGAGGAAUAUAGUCGCACUGUUGCCUCCAUGGUUGAAAUGGGUUAUCCCCGUGAACAGGUCGAGCGUGCUAUGGCGGCCAGCUUUAAUAAUCCUGAGCGCGCUGUUGAGUAUCUCAUUACCGGCAUACCGGAAGAAGAAGAUUCAUUCAAUCCAGGUGCUGUUGAUGAGCCAACCAGAGCCGCAGAUUUGCGCAACGCUUUGCGUGAUAUUGAUCCUACAGGAGAACCCUCAGGCGAUGCUUCGGCUGACCCCUUUGAAUUCUUGCGUAGUCAACCACAAUUUCUACAGAUGCGUUCCCUAAUAUAUCAAAAUCCUCAUCUUCUACAUGCCGUCUUACAACAGAUCGGUCAAACAAAUCCAGCUUUACUUCAUCUUAUUUCUGAGAACCAGGAUGCGUUUCUAAACAUGCUAAAUCAGCCACUAGAAGGCGAAGCGGGUGGCAAUGCUCAGCGCGCUGCUCGCACACAGGCUGCCCCACGCCGAAUAGAGAAUUUAGUUGCCUCAUCACUUGCUGAUGCAGGCGCUCAGCGUACUGCCGCUGGUGGUGAACAACAGUCUGGCGGCUCUGCCACUGCAGAACGCGAGGGAGCAAGCACAGGUGCUGCUGAUAGAGAGAGCGCUGCACAGCCAGAGGGUAUGCCCACCAUUCGUCUGACCACCCAGGAUCAGGAUGCCAUAGAACGGCUUAAGGCGUUGGGUUUUCCGGAAGCGCUUGUUUUGCAAGCGUACUUUGCUUGCGAAAAGGACGAAGAACUGGCUGCGAAUUUCUUACUAUCUUCCAGCUUUGAUGAUUAAACUGGUCAACAACUAAAUUAAAAUUAUUGGUAAUGAACAACAAUGUACUGCUAAUGGAGAAAGACGAUUCGUAAUAAGAUAUGAUAAAUUACGAAAUGCGAUGUUACACACAACUAUAUACCGAAAUCGUUACAAAUAAAAACCGCGGUUAUUCUAUACCCCAAUUUGAGCAGUAUCGGGAUCUGGGAUAAAUAAGUAACACGCCCCAAAUAA